UCUCGGGAGCUGUCUGAACGCAGGCUGAGUGAGGAGGAACAAACAACGUGAAGAUUUAAAACGUGCAUUCAGCAGACGCUGUUUCUGCAGGUUUUCGCAAGAAGGAAGGCCUUUUACUUUUGUUUCAGAAAAGUUCCUCGACGAGAGGAAACGCUUUAUCUGGCUUCCUUUUUCGUAACUUGGUUAAAGUUGAAGGCAGGCUGCACGGCUCGGAGUAACGUUACCCACCUCGGAGCAGAAAGUCAAGUCGGUGGUCGGCAGUUGGUUCUGCAGGAAUGUCGCAGAAAGAAAGACCCACGUUUUAUCGACAGGACGUCAACAAGACAAUAUGGGAAGUCCCGGAAAGAUAUCAAAACUUGUCCCCAGUUGGCUCUGGUGCCUAUGGAUCUGUGUGUUCUGCGUUUGAUAUGAAGACUGGUUUGAAGGUAGCGGUGAAGAAGCUAUCCAGGCCAUUUCAGUCCAUCAUCCAUGCAAAGAGAACUUACAGAGAGCUGCGGUUACUGAAGCACAUGAAACAUGAAAAUGUGAUUGGUCUUCUAGAUGUCUUCACUCCUGCUUUAUGCCUGAAGGAAUUCACUGAUGUGUAUCUUGUGACUCAUUUAAUGGGUGCAGAUCUCAACAACAUAGUCAAAUGUCAGAAACUCACAGACGACCACGUGCAGUUCCUAAUAUAUCAGAUCCUCAGAGGGUUAAAGUAUAUCCACUCAGCAGACAUCAUACACAGAGAUUUGAAACCCAGUAAUCUUGCGGUGAAUGAAGACUGUGAGCUGAAGAUUUUGGACUUUGGUCUGGCGCGGCACACUGAUGACGAGAUGACCGGCUAUGUGGCCACGCGCUGGUAUCGUGCCCCAGAGAUCAUGUUGAACUGGAUGCAUUACAACAUGACGGUGGAUAUUUGGUCAGUGGGCUGUAUAAUGGCCGAACUUCUCACUGGAAGAACCCUGUUUCCUGGCACUGACCAUAUAAACCAGCUUCAGCAGAUAAUGCGUCUGACAGGAACUCCUCCAGCGUCUCUAAUAAGCAGGAUGCCCAGCCAUGAGGCGAGGAACUUCAUCAGCUCCCUUUCUCACAUGCCAAAGAGGAACUUUGCUGAUGUGUUCAUUGGAGCCAACCCGCUAGCUGUGGACCUCCUGGAGAAAAUGUUGGUUUUGGACACAGACAAGCGAAUAACAGCAGCAGAAGCUCUAGCUCACCCCUACUUUGCUCAGUACCAUGACCCAGACGACGAGCCUGAAGCUGAGCCGUAUGACCAGAGCUUUGAAAGCCGCGAGCUGGAAAUUGAAGAGUGGAAACGAUUAACCUACGAGGAGGUGUGUAGCUUUGAGCCGCCUAUUUUUGAUGAAGAAGACAUGGAGUGACGACCACAUUGAUCCCAGCAUCCGACAAUUUCAAACAGCCUUGAACAUGUGCAUUAGUGUAAAACUCUCACACACACUUGUAUCAGAGUGCCAACCUGCCGUAGUCAGCCCUUAUUAACCAGGAAGUUAUCGUCCAUGAUUAGCUGUCAUUUGAGGAUUGAUACCAGCAUUGACUGAGCAAGAGCUCAACCAGUUAUCAUUAUUCUUAUUUAUGAACCACUAAUGUUGAUGGUCCUCUGCUGGGAAAUAUCACCUUUUGCCAAUAGCUGAAAUAUUUUUUUAUUCUUCUGAUUUUAAAAUUAGACUUUGAUGACUCUUCACUGUGACAAUGAGAUGCUGAAACUCCUGGACCUUUAGCUGUGUUAAAUUUUCUAUUAAGUAACUUAUGAAUAAGCUUUUUGUUGUCUAUUUUUAAGAUUAUGCUAGUGCACCACUCACCCUGCCAAGCUGUCACACAGUACUGGGUCACUGCUCCUGUAUUAAAAAAGAGAUGACUUUGAAGGGAUUUAUAUUAGAAACAGAAGUAGAUUUAAUGUUUUAGAUAUUUGACUAAUGGAACGUGCCUGUUUUGUGUUGUCACUGAUCCUUAUAGCUCACCAGCUGAGUUUCACACUUUUUUAUGUUUAUUUUGAUCAUUCAGACGCUUUGUAAAACUCUGCCUCUGCUGUGUUAAGACAGUGAGAUUCAUCAAGGCACCCAAGAAGUAAAAGAGUAUUAACAAUAGAAACAAUAUUAAUGGGCACAGGCUCUGCUCAAAAACAUGUACAUAUCUGGGCCAUUUUUAAACCUCUGAAUUAUUGUGGUUAUGUUAUAAAGCAAUCACUUUGAGUGUUGUCCAUCAGGUUAAGACUUUGUGUGCAUUUGCGAGAGUGUGUUGUCAGUUUACAGGAAUUUUAAGUGUCAUGCUAUAUUCUUUAACUGAAAUACUGCAUAUAUGUGUAAAAGAGGGCUUUCAGAUGUAUUUAUACUUUGUGGAGGUGGUAUUUAUAGACAACAAUCAACACAUCCCUUAAACUAUUUUCAGUCCAGCAGACUAACUACUAUCUUCAGUCCUUUGUUUAACAAAAUAAAGAAUUAUUUUAAGACACA
Cheilinus undulatus (humphead wrasse) is the source of this 2447-nucleotide messenger RNA. It is a transcript of the gene mapk14a, whose product is annotated as mitogen-activated protein kinase 14a. The record is from RefSeq and is a predicted model, not a curated record. The coding region runs from base 276 to 1358 and encodes 360 amino acids. Gene Ontology annotation, molecular function: ATP binding; MAP kinase activity. NCBI's taxonomy places the organism in Eukaryota, Metazoa, Chordata, Actinopteri, Labriformes, Labridae. Gene Ontology annotation, cellular component: cytoplasm; nucleus. Gene Ontology annotation, biological process: intracellular signal transduction; protein phosphorylation. The transcript has 12 exons.